ACCGCGGACGCUUGCAUUCAGCUGUUUGUAUUUUUAGCGAGAACCAAAACUGCGUCCGAAUAGUAGGAAAUACCUCCGAAUUAGCCAUGAAAACGGAGUCCAACGAGAAGUGGGUGGUGUGCCGCGUCUGCCUGAACAAUCCGGCCGAGGGCGAUGAGCUGCUCCACGAGAUAUUCAGCCAAACGGCCAGCACGCGCCUGGAUCAAAUGCUGCACAUAUGCGCAGGCAUACCCGUCAGCCUGGACGACAAGUUUCCGGACAAGAUGUGCAGCAAGUGCGUGCGCUGCCUGCGGCUGUGCUACAAGUUCCGGCUGACCUGCCAGCGAUCCCACCAGCACAUCAUGGACAUGCUGCUCCGCGAGGCCAGCAAUGCAAGUGCCGCCGGCGAGGAGGAAAUCCUCAAUCUCUCGGACGACCUGACGGUGGAGAGCGUGGUCAAGACCUGGGAGGAUGACGCCAGCCAGAUGGAUGGCGGUUUCAAGGUGGAGGAAAGCGAGUUUCGAGCGAACGAGGAGGAGGAACAGGAGCAGCAGCAGCAGGUUAUCACCUAUGUAGUAGAGGACGGCGAUGAUGGCGAUACCAUUUUGUUCGAGGAAGAGAAUACCAACCAGACGGUCUACGACGUGGAGCAGCAGACGGUGAUCGAGGAGUCGGUGUACGAGGAAUAUGAAUUGCUCACCAGCGAGAGCCAAGCGUCUGAAAUUGUCCAGGAAAAUCGCUCAAACAAUAGUAAGCCGUGUCCCGAUGACGACCUGAACGAAGAUAUACUCAGUUCCGACGAGGAUUACGUGCCGGAGGGCAAGCCAGCUCCUAUAAAGCCGGCCAGUCGUCAGCGAUCGAGCAGAAAGCCCGCUCCAGUCCGACGAACCUCCGCAGAAGAUGAGCCUGCCAAGAAGAAGUUGGGCCGGAAGCCGCGCAACAAGCUGAGCAGCUACAUCUGCGACGUGUGCGGAAAUAUCUAUCCCACUCAGGCUCGUCUCACCGAGCACAUGAAGUUCCAUUCCGGCGUAAAGCCGCACGAGUGCGAGAUCUGCGGACGAGGCUUUGUCCAGAAUCAGCAGCUGGUGCGGCACAUGAACACGCACACCGGGAAUCGGCCUUACAAAUGCAACUACUGUCCAGCUGCCUUCGCCGACAGAUCCACCAAAACCAAGCAUCAUAGAAUUCACACCAAGGAGCGGCCCUACGAGUGCGACGUUUGCUCCAGAACCUUUACCUACUCGGACAACCUGAAGUUCCACAAGAUGAUUCACACGGGCGAAAAGCCGCAUGUCUGUGAUCUGUGUGGCAAGGGCUUUGUGAAGGCCUACAAGAUGCGUUUGCAUCGUGGAACGCACGAGAGACGUGGUGCUCCUGGUUCAUGGAAACCUGAUGUGGAGAUAAUCAACGAAAGCGAGGGAGUCAAGGAGGAGACGACAGAGAUGGUCAGCUAA
Drosophila takahashii is the source of this 1433-nucleotide messenger RNA. RefSeq names its product trade embargo (gene trem). Gene Ontology annotation, biological process: regulation of DNA-templated transcription. Lineage: Eukaryota; Metazoa; Arthropoda; Insecta; Diptera; Drosophilidae. The record is from RefSeq and is a predicted model, not a curated record. Gene Ontology annotation, cellular component: nucleus. Gene Ontology annotation, molecular function: RNA polymerase II cis-regulatory region sequence-specific DNA binding; zinc ion binding; DNA-binding transcription factor activity, RNA polymerase II-specific.